Messenger RNA from Musca vetustissima, 293 nucleotides. Its product is annotated as UPF0184 protein CG14818. The record is from RefSeq and is a predicted model, not a curated record. The coding region runs from base 24 to 293 and encodes 89 amino acids. Lineage: Eukaryota; Metazoa; Arthropoda; Insecta; Diptera; Muscidae. The transcript has 2 exons.
CAGUCAGGUGACAAUAUGAAAACAUGAACAUGUCGCCCAAAAACAAUGAUGAUCCUUCCGAGAAUCCUAGAAACAAUGUCGAGGAUGCUGAUAUUCAAGAGAUGGAGGCCGUAAACGACAGCCUGGAUGAGCUAAGUUCGGCAUUGGAUUUCUUUGAACAGCGGACGGACAAUAUUAUUGAGCAACUGAAAGAAUUGCUACAUUCGAAUCGUGAAAUACGACAAGAGCUGGCAAUGGAAAAUGCCACAUUCGGUGUAGAUAAUUUGGAUGUACAAGAGCAGAAAGAUGAGUAG